Messenger RNA from Sceloporus undulatus (fence lizard), 756 nucleotides. RefSeq names its product IZUMO family member 3 (gene IZUMO3). The record is from RefSeq and is a predicted model, not a curated record. The transcript is spliced from 7 exons. Bases 1 to 531 code for a protein of 176 amino acids. NCBI's taxonomy places the organism in Eukaryota, Metazoa, Chordata, Lepidosauria, Squamata, Phrynosomatidae.
AUGAAGGAAACGUUGCCAGAAGAUGUACCCGACCGUUACACCCUAAUCGAACGGCACGUCCAGGCCCUGGCUGAUUUGCAUAGCACUUUCCUCCAAAAGAAAUACGAAAGAGUACUUGAUGUACGUGGAGUGAUGUCUCUUAAAUCAGAUAUUAUCAGCCGUUUGCGAGAGAUAAACAACAGCACAUGGAAAGGGGUUUUCCUGUGGCAACUCUCUAUGUACAAGCUUAGGGUCUUCCUGCAAAAUCACAUGCAACAGACGCUGGAGAAAUUCGCUGACUUUGCUUGUUCGGAGGACUGCACCAUUACUGAAGGGCCCGUUUUGGACUGCUGGACCUGCCUACGGAUUGUUGUCCAAUGUUUUGAUGGAGAGCUCUGUGGAGUGGAAGACAAACGUCUUGCAGAAUACAAUGAAAUUGUGCUUUACGUCUUCCUCGUUUGUGAGUCUGUGGUGUUGUCUUCAGCUGUGUUGAUAUACUUGGUAUGUUUUAAACACAAGAGGAUGAUGAUACAAAAAAUAAUCGGUCAUUAGCUGUACUGGAAACCAGAGGAUUGCUCAACACCACACCACCUUCUUACACAGCCUUGAGUUUUGACUGGCGAGAGCAAAUAAGAGGACACUUGUACAAGGAAGAAUUAUGUUUCUCUUUUGAGCAAAGAAAAGCAAAUUUGGAACCCAUCUUGGUUUCCUAUAAAGGAAGUGAUGCCUAGUGAAUCAGUAGUGUGGGUGAGUGGUGGUUGCCAAACAUCUGAAGGA